UGUCGCGCGCGAACGUGUCGAGUCGAGUCACUUUCACGUUCGAAAUUUAAAAAAAGGGGGAAACUCGCAUGAGAAAUCUUUCAUUUAUCACCACUAAUCAACCAGUAACAUAAUUGGCUUCAAGCCGCCGAGCCCUAUCGGAGUGUUUACAAAUAAAUUAUGUCGAAUUAAAAGUUCGAUUAAACGUGUGCUGAGCAAGACUAUUCUAGUGCAUGAGUGUAGACGAUAAGGACUUUCUUCGUUGUCUUUUUUUCUUCCUUCUGUGAUUUCUUAUUUUCGUUUUUCGAACAUUAAAUUACAUGUACUUGCAAUUAUUUGAAACAGCAUAUUCAAUAUAAUUAUAGUGAAGUGUAAUAAGUUUGUGUACCUUGAUCGUGCGGGGACCGUUCUUAUUAGAAUUUGUUUGGUAGUGUAAUAUGGGUGGUAUUUGGAAGGUUACGAUGCCCUUGUUAAGUACGUUAGCUGCUUUGGUGAUUAUCGUGCACUCCGCCGAAGAAAAUUACGAACAAAACUACAGACAGAUCAGACCUAGAGCUUUGGACUUAGGCCAACCAAACUACGACCAGUCAUGGAGGGCUAUGGAAGUAGAACCAGAAACGACACCACUCUCGCCAGUUAAUCAAGAAGAUUGGGAUGAUAAUGGUUCUAAUCAACCAAUGAGACGAAGAAGGCGUAAGCGGAAGCGACGUCCGCAUCAAUCUCUGGAAGAUAUUGCAUCGGAAGGUAUAAUUUACCGACAAGCAGCAUCUCAAGAUUAUCAACAGGACGUCAUUGAAAUGCCAAGAAGACGCCGAAAGAAAAUCGACUAUCAAGAUGCGGGAGAUCGCAAUCGACCUAUGCAUUGGACCGACGAAGGGUUAGAACGACCAUUACGAAGACGUGGUCAAAGAAGAAAAAGGCCACCACUAGAAACUUGGCCAGAAUCAAACGAAUUUAGACCAAACGAUCGGCCCGACAGUAGUGAAGAAAUUUUACACGAAAAAGAAACUCGAAUUGAUAGCAUUAUAGACAGUAGUCGUAAUGAUGACAGGGAUGGGAAUGAAAAAAUCGAGUCUAACAUAGAGAUUGAUGACCAAAGUGAAGCGCAAUUUGUUGAAGUGACAACUCAAACAAACAAUAUAAAAAAUAAUUUGAAAUAUGAAGCUGUUUCACAAAAAGAUGCAAGAUGGCCCGUAAAACUGAAUACGACUUUAAUAACAACAAAUGAAAAAAUAAAAGACAAAUUUAGUACUAUAAAUAACGAUGUGGAAAUGCCAAAGGAUAACGGACCAUUAGAUCCUUAUACUUUAAAGGCUAUUCUUCGGAAAUCAAAUGGAAAAAGUUUAAGCGAAAUAUUACAACAAAAUAAUUUAUCUCUAGCCGAUUUACUUCAUGGUAAAGAAAAGGCUAUAACAGUUCUACAAAGAAAAGACGUUAUUGAUUAUCAAGACGCAAGUUCAAUUAAAAGUCAAACUGUGUUUGUUAACAGCGAUGUAAAAUCUGUAGAUUCAGUUGCUGAAAUCCCUGAGUCAGAAGAUCAAGAAAGACCACAAAAUUAUGUAAAUCAAGUAGGUAAAGAAGAUAUAGAAACAACGACAGAUUGCUCCACAAAUACGGAAAGCGCUACUUUUAGUGGUACAGAAAAUUUCGAAAAAUCAGGAUCUUUAUUAUUAGAGAAUACUACACAAAACAUAUUAAGACGUCGAUUUCCAUUAGGUAUUCGAAGAAAAUUACGAAUGAGGCCACCAUUAAACAAUACUUAUAAAGGGCAAUUAAGCAGAGAUUUAAUAACUCUAACGUCACUUAAAUACAAAAACAGCAAAACUUUGACAAAGUCAAAAGAAUGGAACGAUAUAUUACCUGCAAUGACACGGAGAGGUCAAACUAUGACAGAACCUAAUGUUGCAAGUAAUUUAAAUGUCGUUGUGAAAUUGACUACUACCACUUUGACACCCGAAGAAACAACUGCUGAACAAAUAUUCGAAACUACUACUGAUUCUUCUGAUUCAUUAAAUACAGAAACAACAUUUUAUACUGACCCUGACAAAAUUGUAAGUUUAGAAUCCACUGACACUGGAUUAAAUUCUGGAACAGAAACUGCUCCGCCAACAACAGCAGUUAUAAAUGAAGUUGUUAAAGAAGACAAAGUCAUAUCUACUGAAAAGCCUAAAAUUGUACCUUUAUUAAGACCUCUAGUAAAUUCUUCUGAAUUGAGAAGGCAAGCUUACAGCAAUCGAAUAAAAAGGAAGCGUCUUAAGCAAAAAAUUUCAACUACUGAAUCACCUGAGUUAAACCACCACUACAAGAAACCAUCCGAACAAGGAUUAAACAAGAUUUAUGGUUCCGAGAUUAUUUCUAAAACACAGACAAGAACAACAAAUUCAGACCAGGAAGAAGAUUUUUCAACUUUAGAAGAUUUCAUGACCACAGAAGUUUCAAAUACUAUAAAUGAAAUAACUAGAUCUACCAGAAUACCCCAAAGAAACCACAGAUUAACGUUUUCAACAACGCAAGCUCCAUUCACUACUGGAGAAACUGCUAAAUAUGAAAUAGAUGAAAUUCUUAGUGAUGAUCUUGCUAGCGCAAGGCUUUCAAAAAUACUUAAGGAGAGGAAUAUGACGAUAAGAGAGUUAGUGGAACAUAGGGAGAGGGGUUCUAGUCAUGUACAUUUGGCAGAUAUAUUUCACAACACAUCAAAAGAACCUAACCCACCGGAACCAUUUUUGUCGAAGUCACUUAUAGAACCGAUAUCAAAGGAAACAUAUCCGCUUAGAGCUUUGUUAGAAGCAAAUUCAUAUGAUCCUAAAACUACGACUAUCGAACCCAAUCUAAAUGCAUCAAAUAAUUUAAACAUUCCAGUAGUAAUGGAUUUCGGUAACAACGUCAACGAAAACGGAGAAAAUAUGGGUAUUAUAUCGCUGUUUAAAAAUUUUAGUCGAAUCGAUAAUGAAGGACAAAGUUUGUACGAUGAAAGCAAAAAAGCAUUUGAAAACAAUUCUGAAGAUGAUAUUUCGAAUCACGAAUCAACAAGAGAAAGUCGUCUAUUAAACACUGAAAAAGAUUUAAUAACAUGGAAUGAUUUAAUAACUCUAAUGCAACAGAGUCAUCAAAAAGAAAAUCAUGAAGUAAAGAAACAUUCGAGAGAUGAUUUGACAAUAUCUCAAACAUUGAAGAAAAUUAAUUUGGAAAAAGAAAUUGAUGGUGACAGCUUAACAGUAUUGGAAGAUAUACAAAAAUUGAAAGACUUUGAUAGCAGAAUUACAUCUGACGAACUAUUGGAAAUGAAAUUAUUCGAAAAUGUCGAAUUAACGCAAACACCUAGUGUAACUAAUACAGUUUCUAACAACAAUACCAAAUCAGUAGCAGUGGUUACAGCAAGUAUUAUUGGAUUAGUUCUUAUUUUGUUUUUACUUACAUAUGCUAUUCUGAAAUGGAAGCAACAAAACAAAAUGUUCCAAAAGACACAUGCUAAAGAAGAAGAAUGUUUACCAAGUCCUAUUUUCGAAAAUCGAAAGGGACACAAAAUCAAUAGUAGUACUCGUAGUAAGAGUCCUAUGAUUUCUUCAAACAUAUAUGCUAUUGAUUCAAUUGAUACUCGUGCUGGGAGUGAAUCACCUGAAUAUAUGUGGGACACUUUAAGGAAGCCGUUUCAAUAGAUUUAGCAGAAUUUUAGUUAAAGUUUAGACUGAUUUUAAACAUAAUUCUUAAUAUUUAUUAUUUUUGCUUACUAGUGACCUGACAACAGUUAUAGUUAGAUUUAAAAAUGGGUUUUAAAAAAAGUGAAUAAUCAAAAUUUUAAAAACUAUUUUGUAUUUAACAUUAAAUUGUUUUCAUUUGAUAUAAGCUGCUUUGUAUGUUGUAUAUAAUUUUAACUGGACUUCAGUAUUAUGUGGCAAGUGCAAUUGUCUUUAAUUUUUAAUAUAAAUUGAUGUAAGUG
Molecule: messenger RNA, 3916 nt
Organism: Nymphalis io (European peacock)
Lineage: Eukaryota; Metazoa; Arthropoda; Insecta; Lepidoptera; Nymphalidae
Exons: 5
Coding region: 417-3635 (1072 amino acids)
Source: RefSeq, a predicted model, not a curated record